CGUUUGAAGAUAUAAUUAGUACAAUUGACCUUGAUAAUCACAUAUUCAGUCACGUGAUUGGGUGUUUGGCACAGUUAUAUAAGUAGAUACGAUGUUUUUAUUCAAGCUAUCGAUGAAUGGAUGCAAAAAGCGGCCACAGUCUAAAGAAACCCCUUCAAGAGACGAGUCGAUCCGGUUUUAGCCGACUAUGGGAGCCUGGCUGUUGGAAUGAGCUCAGCAACAAAGUGAGCUCUGAGCUGCGUCUCAGUGUCAGAGUGAGACCUCUGUCCUCUCUGCCCAUCUUCGCCGCUGCUAGCCUGCUAGCUAGCAGGUCUCCGGGAACAUGGCGGCGUCGCAGGCUCUGUCCGAGGAGGAGUUCCACCGGAUGCAGGCUCAGCUGCUGGAGCUUCGGACUCAGAACUACCAGCUGUCUGAUGACCUCAGGAAAAACUCUGCAGAGCUGAACGCCGUCCGCCUGAAGCUCAGCGUUCUGGAGAGAGACCUAGUCAGAGCUCAGAAGGCUGUAAACAAGAGUAAAAAGGCUCAGGAGGUGGAGGCUCUGCUGAGUGAGAACGAGAUGCUGCAGGGGAAGCUGCACAGCCAGGAGGACGACUUCCGGCUGCAGAACAGCACGCUGAUGGCCGAGCUGUCCAAGCUCUGCACCCAGAUUGAGCAGCUGGAGACGGAGAACCGGCGCCUGCAGGAAGGGGGCGGAGCUUCUGGGCCCCCUGCUGACUCCACCCACGGCCCCGCGGACGGAGAGCUGCUGCGCCUGCAGGCUGAGAACGCCGCGCUGCACAAGAAGCUGAGGACUCUCCAAGAGCGUUCUGAUGGGGAACUGCAGAAGGUGCCCAUUGCCCAUGGCGACCAGAGCGUUGCCACGGAGACAGAUGGGCCAGCUGGCACCAAUGGAGUCUCUGAUGUGGCAGGGGGCGGGGUGGGGGCGGGGCCAGAGGGAACCAAACAGAGGGAGGAACAGAUUCAGAGCGGCCUGCAGCAGUCAGAGCAGCAGCGUCACGAGCUGCAGCUGCAGAUGGAAAUGGAGCUGAACACACAGACAGAGGAGAAGAGGCUGCUGAGGGAGCAGCUGCUGGCCCUGGAGACGUCCCGGUUGGCCGACGUCUCCAGGUUGCAGGAGGACAUCAUCAAGCUGACGGACAAGAUCAAGAAGAAGCAGGAGAGCUUCCAGCGCCUGCAGACGGAGAAGGAGGCUCUGUACAACGACAGCAGGACGAAGAUCGACGAGAUCAACCAGAGGAGAGAAGAAGAAGUGAAGGCGGCCAACCUGCGGCUGCAGAAGCUGCAGUCAGAUCUGACAGCAGCCAAUCAGGUGGCAGUGGAGUUGAAGGAGCAGCUGGAGAGCAAAGAGACGCAGCACCAAGCGGCUCUGCAGGCCCUGAAGGACCAGGCGGCCAAUCAGUGCGCACUCAGUCAGGAGCAGGUGGACAGCGUCCUGCAGGAGAACGACGCUCUGAGGACGAACCUGGCCGCUCUGGAACAGAUCCAGACAUCCAAGACGCAGGAGCUGAACCUGCUGAGAGAGCAGCAGGAGGUGCUGGCGGUGGAGCUGCAGCAGAGGAGGGCGGAGCAGGAGGGCCUGCUGGCCCAGAGGGACGACCUCAGCUCCCAGUUGCAGGAGUCCAGCUUCGCCAACAGGAAGCUGCUGGAGCAGCUGACGGAGGAGACGCAGGAGAAGGAGCAGCUGCUGGCGGAGCUGGAGGAGGCCAGGAAGACGGCGGAGAAGCGGAAGGCCAUGUUGGACGAUGUGGCGUCUCAGCUAAACCAGGUGAAGUCUGACCACAAGGAGGCGCUGUCUGACCUCAGGCUGCAGCAUGAGAAGGAGGUCCUCGGCGUGAGAGCUCGCUAUGAGAAGGAACUGCGGGUUCUCCACGAGGAGAAGAACCGCUCCGAGGAGGAGAUCCGGCAGCAGCUCAAGGAGGAGAAGGGCCGGACCAGAGAGAUGCAGGGCCUGCAGCAGCAGCUGGAGGACCUGCAGCAGCAGCUCCAGGCCAUGGAGGGAACCAGGGGCUGGUUUGAGAGGCGGCUGAAGGAGGCCGAGGAGAACCUGGAGACGAACGGCGAGCGGCACCGGCAGGACGUCCAGAUGCUGCAGGAGGAACACGGCCAGCAGCUGCAGGAGAAACAAGCUGAGAUGGAGGGAUGGAAGCAGCAGCUGGUGGAGGUGGAGAAAGAGAGAGAUGAAGACAGAGAGACGAUCAGGAAGCUCAGACAGGAGCUGAAGGACACGGUGGACGGCCAGCGGAUCCUGGAGAAGAAGGGCAGCUCUGCGCUGAAGGACCUGAAGCGGCAGCUGCAGCUGGAGAGGAAGCGGGCCGACAAGCUGCAGGAGCGGCUGCAGGACAUCCUGACCAACAGCAGGACUAGGACAGGUCUGGAGGAGCUGGUCCUGUCUGAGAUUAGCAGUCCCAGCCGGACUCAGCAGACCGGAGACUCGUCCUCGGUGUCCUCGUUCUCCUACAGAGACGUGAUGAAGGACGUGCAGCCGGCCAAUCAGAACAGGUCCGGCGCCGGCAGCCCGCAGUCGCAGCGACCCGCCGAGCUUUCUGAUGACGAGGUCGGGGAACUGUUCCAGCGGCUGGCUGAAGUUCAGCAGGAGAAAUGGAUGCUGGAGGAGAAGGUGAAGCACCUGGAGGUGAGCUGCUCGUCGAUGGCCGAGGACAUCUGCAGAAAGAGCGCCAUCAUCGAGACCUACGUGAUGGACAGCCGCAGAGAUGUGUCGGGCGGCGCAUUGGCAGCUCACGGAGGCUCCCAAGGAGACAGAGGAGGUCUGGGCUCGGUGCUCAGAGAUCUGGUGAAACCCGGAGACGAGAACCUUAGGGAGAUGAACAAGAAGCUGCAGAACAUGCUGGAGGAGCAACUGACCAAAAACAUGCACCUGCAGAAGGACCUGGAGCUGCUGUCUCAGGAAUUAGUCCGACUCAGUAAAGAGGGCGGUCUGGGUGUUAGCGGUGCUACCGGUUCUGGAUGAGACUAUAAUCUGGAUCCGUCCUGCUUGCUUCCUUCCUGCUCACUCACUGCAUUCACAACCUGCUGGGGUCUGUCUACUUUCUGGAGCCGGUGUGGGCUCUGGUCUGGUUCGUGUCCAUUUGGACCAGAAGGUCUCGGGGACGGAGGACGAGGAGCUCUGAAGACACUUGGUCUCAUUUCAUUUGUUGAAUGUACUGUAAUUAGACUGCACCGCUCACCUCUCUGGGUCCUGGCUAUGAUCUGGAGAAUCUUACAGCAUGCUGACCCCUGACCUCAUCAAUUCCUGUCUGAAACAGUUACCAUGACAACUGAGCACAGACUGACAGCCAAUCAGUGAGCUGGAAACACAACGCUGAACUUUACUACAAAAUGUUUUGAAGACAGAACCAAAGAUUCUAUCGGAUCCGCCCAUCACUGCAGACGAACUGGGCCGCUUUCUGCCACCAGGUGGCACCAGAACCUUCAGGCAGCAGCUUGCAUUGACCUGCAGCAGGAGGUCCGACUGGGUCUGGUUCUGAACAACCUAUUCUGGUCCAGGUCAGUUUUGGGUUCUGUUAAACCAGAACCGGUUCUGUCCUUAAUUGAUCGAUUCCCAUGUUUGGACCUUCAGAACCGGCCUGAUGAGCCUGUUGGUGGAAAACAGAAGGUUCUGUUGACUUUCACACAAAACCAGCUGAUGUUCUGACCCAGAGUAGAACGGACCAGUAGGUUGGGGUUCUGCUGUCUGCUAAGUUCUGUAGCCCCUCCGAUCCAGAACCGGACCCGCCGCAAUUAAUGACUAACACUCCAAGGGUUAGACUACUUCCUGGAUUCCCCCCAGGACAGAAUCAAAGUUCUGCAGCUGGUUCUAGUUUUAGCUCUCUUCUGGGCUGUGUCUACUUCCUGGAUCACCUGGAAACAUUUUCUCUGCUGUUCUACAUGCGGAGUGCAGAUCAGUCUACUUCCUGUAGAAUUUGUAUUUCCAUUACGAGUUUGAACUUCUGACUUACUGACCAUUGGGCUCUGACUACAUACUGGACUCUGCUUUAGACUGAUGUUUUGGGUGGAACCGGCUCUAUUUUCUGUGCAGCUUCAGGAAGUUUGAGUUUUAUCAUCUGAAACAUCUAAUCUGAACAGGUUUUGUGUGCCGUUUGGAUCAGAACCGUGUUUGUACCGUCUGGUUCUGUAAAUAAUCGCUGUGAUUUAAAGAAUAAACUAUUUAUGUUUAAUCAUCAUGACGCUGAUUAUCGUAUCCAUGAAGAGAAAUAAAACCCUGUUUGGAACCAG
This is a messenger RNA of Gambusia affinis (western mosquitofish), 4233 nucleotides long. It is a transcript of the gene gripap1, whose product is annotated as GRIP1 associated protein 1. Gene Ontology annotation, biological process: regulation of recycling endosome localization within postsynapse; regulation of neurotransmitter receptor transport, endosome to postsynaptic membrane; regulation of modification of synaptic structure. Gene Ontology annotation, cellular component: extrinsic component of postsynaptic early endosome membrane; glutamatergic synapse; postsynaptic recycling endosome. Bases 323 to 2968 code for a protein of 881 amino acids. The record is from RefSeq and is a predicted model, not a curated record. Lineage: Eukaryota; Metazoa; Chordata; Actinopteri; Cyprinodontiformes; Poeciliidae. The transcript has 29 exons.